Symbiodinium sp. CCMP2592 is the source of this 5013-nucleotide messenger RNA. NCBI's taxonomy places the organism in Eukaryota, Dinophyceae, Suessiales, Symbiodiniaceae. The record is from the annotation of a GenBank genome assembly.
AUGUCCGUGGACUCGCAGGCCGCUUUCAGGGCGGAGGCGAUUCGCCUGGGUGUGUCUGAGGCACACGCUGACUUGCUGAUCACGAAGGGCAUCCGUACGCACUCGCUGUUCGCCUUCAUCUCCAGCUACCAGCCGGGUGCCAGUGAUGAGAAGCCGUUCGUGGAUGCCCUGGUUGCCAAGCUUGGUGAGGAGGCUAAGGAUUCGUUACCAGCCUUUCGGCACCUGUUCUACACCAGUCACACGCUUGCGGUCCAGGAGCUCAAGGACAAGCUUGAACCUCGUGAAGAGGCCAAGCGCCUUUCUAUGGCAGACAGGGUCGACCGCCUGGAGCGGCUCAAGAAGUCGCUGGUGGGGGUCACUAUUGACACGUGGUUGGAGCCCAGCCACUCCUUGGUGGACAAGGCCGUCGGCUUUGCGGAGGAUGGUUGUCUCGGACCCUUGGAGCUUUCCCGGUGCACGUCACGGGAGGUUACGAAGCCCCCGACGACCUUGACGGCUGAUACUUCCAGUGACCUACAUGUUCGAACUUGUAUGCAGCGUCGUGCUCUGGCUUUCCACAUGGCGGGCAUUGCUACGUUCGUGGUGCUUGAUAAGAUCAUUUCUCGCUUCUUCGGCUGCAUGAUGCGCCCAGUGUACCCGGGGCAGCAACCGGUGACCUUGAGCCAGGUCGUGGACGCCGACAGAACGCUUUGGGUUCUGGUUGCGCAAGAGACUCGGGGCAAGGUACUGACAUCCGGGACUCCUUUGCCGAUUGAUGCCGCCGUGGACGCUUUCAAGGACGCGCCGGACGUUGCUUUUGCUUUGAUGCCUCGCGCAAAGGGGUCGGUGCCUCCGCCUCCGAAGCCGUCUCCGACUGCUGGAGCCGAGGCGAUGAGUCGCGCUAAGCGCCGCAGGAUUCAGAAGGCGGCCAAAUCCAAGCAGAUUGCAGAUUCGGCACAGCCCAGCAAGCCUCCAGCAGCAACCCCGAAGGGCAGCGGCAAGGGCAAUGACAUACCACCGGGGGCAAAGACUCGCGAUGACCAGGGCAGGCCAGUUUGCUUCCGCUACAACCGGAGGGCAUGCGACCAAUCCAAGGCCACAGCUUUUAGACCGGGACAAUUCUCCGCAGUGGGCCAUUCUCCAACUGACCUUCACUGCGCCGAAGCUCUUGCAAGUUCUUUCAGCUCUCCGCCUACGGCGAAGCAGCUCCUUUCACUUUUGGAUGUGUUGCCACCCGAAGUGCCUGCCCGCGGACAGCCGGGGGAUUUCUCAUGGACCACGGGAGCGUGGUCGAAGGACGGAGGCUAUGGCCUCCGCCGUCACAGCCAUAUGUUCCCGACGGUUACAUCCGCCUUGACGGCGUAUGUCCGAAGCAUUGCCCCCGAACAUGCUUUUACAGCGGUGGCUCUCUUUGCAGAUCUUCAAACAGCGCCCCAUCGCGAUGUGAACAAUGCCGUGGAUGCUCCUAACCUCUUGUUGCCGCUCACUGAGUUCCAAGAGGGCCAGAUCUGGCAAUACAACGAGGCGGGGCCUUCUUGGCAAUGGGUCGAAGGUCGUCAUCUUCCUGGCUUGCACUUGGAUGUUUCCAAAGGCCCUUGCUAUCUGGAUUCCCAGGCCUUGCACUUCACACUCCCAUGGCGAAGCAAAAGAGUUCUUGUGGUGGCUUUCACGCCUCGCUACAAUGAGCAACCCUUCGACUUUGCGCAGCUUGUGGCACUUGGCUUCAACGUGGGGCGGGAGUGCCCGUCGCCACCUCAACCUUUGCGGCAACAUGUCGAGCUCUUGGGCUUCCGGGUCCUUUUGCCACCAUGUGACCUACAAGCAGUCAGCUUUUCCUGCGAAGCUUCCGAGGCCUUGGCGGUGGAGGCCUUCUGUGGUCGUGGACGCUUGUCGGUGGCACUUCGGGAUCAAGGCUUGAGUGUUCUUCCAGUUGAUCACCGUGUUCGUUGCACUGAUCUACAAGUUCUUCGCCUUGACCUUCAGGAUGAUCAGGACGCGUCCAUCUUCCUUGAAAUGCUCUCCACGGCCAAUGUUUGCUUGGCUCAUUUCGGGCCGCCUUGCGGAACCUCGAGCAAGGCCCGCGAGCUGCCUUUGCCUCCGGAGCUCGCUCACCUACAAGCUUCUCCGCUGCGAUCAUCUGCAUCUCCCUUUGGUCUGGACGGACUUCGGCCGUCGCAAGCAGCUCGCGUCCAUUCGGCCAAUAAGCUCUAUGUUCUUACAUUGGUCUCGAUCUGGAUUCUGCAUGUGCGUGGCGCGCUUGUCAGCUGUGAGAAUCCUUCUUCUUCAUUGUUUUGGAGGUUGGCCGAUCUUCUUGCGCAAGACCUCCCAGAUCCAGCAGCCUGGCAGGUCUUGGAAGACGUCACGUUCCAUGCUUGCAUGUGGGGCUCUAGUCGCAAUAAGCGCUCCACCUUUCGCGCAACCCCGGGCCUGUGCAGCGGCCUGCGGCGCGAUUGUGAUGGCUCACAUGAACACUUGUCGUGGACGCCGACUGCGACCCCUUCCGGUGUUGUGUUCCCUACAGCAGGCGAGGCCGAGUACACCAAAGAACUGGCGGCCGCUUAUGCCGCCUUUUCUCUUCGUGCUCUUCAACUGCGUGGACUCCGCACGGAACGCUCUCAUAUGGCUUCUGGGGUUCUUCGGCCUCGAGAUCUACGUUCUUUUACUCGCAAGCGGGUGCCACCGCUUCUUGCGGAGUAUUGGUUUGUGGCUCCUGGAGACUGUGUACCACCCGAGUGGCCUCAACGGCCCCUCCCUAAGCAUGUCCUGUUCCCGAAAACGGGGGAUGAGGUCAUCAUGGUAUCUUCGGUUGCAGAGGUUCGGGCGUUGGAAGCGACUAAUGCUUGCAAACCGUCAACAUUGGUGGCUCUUAAGGCAGUGGGAGCAACUGGUGCUGAACCAAUGGUUGGAGUACUUCGACGACCCCAACAAACCAUGCUGGCUACCAGGUGCUUGGCCCAUCCACUUGAACUGAAUCUUCCGUUGCCAGACAUCCUUGUGAAGGCCGUCGUGAACGUCCUUAGAGUGGGACCUCGGGGCAUUGCCUUUCAUCGUGCUACGGUCUUGCAGAAGUUGCUGGGCAGGGCGGAGGCGCUCAAAGAUCGUGAACGCGAGCUUCAUAGUGGCCUGCAUCCGGAUCUUCGUAAAGUUCUUGCGGGGAAAAACACAAUAUUGUGGGAGCAGCUUCUUAAAGAGACUCAAUUCCCUGACCCGGGCCUCAUCGACGAGGUGAGGGGAGGCUUUGAACUUGUGGGUCCGGCGAACUGCUCGGGGGCCUUCCCGAUGGCUUACAAGCCGCCGCAGCAGUCGGUGGAAAAGCUCAUGCAGCAAGCGGUGUGGCGAAGGAAGAACACCAUCUCCAAGUGCAAGCCGACUGGCGAUGGGGUUGCGGACGCAGAGUUGUGGUCGCAGACGCUUGGCGAAGUCGAGCAGGGCUGGAUCGAUGGACCCUAUUGGGAUGAGAGUGAAGUCAGUGAGAGGCUCGGCAGCGCCGAGUGGAUGUGCACCAGGAGAUUCCCCAUCGUCCAGGGGCCGAAGGUUCGCAUUAUAGAUGACUGCCUUCAGAGCGGUCUGAACUCUGCCUAUGCGGCGUACAACAAGCUCAGGUUGAUGGACGCUGAUGCCUUUAUCUCCGUGGUUCUCUUGCUUAUCCGAUGCUCGCAUCAGCCCGGCAGCAUGAUUCAGCUCGAUUCGGGGGAACAACUCGUCGUGAAGAGACACCCCGAUUGGGGCGAUGGACUGGAUCUCCUCGGCAAGACUUUGGAUCUUUCUGCAGCUUACAAACAACUGGGCUGCAGGCCCGAUACGAAGUUCAAUAGAGUGUUAGUCGCUUGGAGUCCCGAACGCCGCGCGCCGGCAUUCUUUGUGUCCACUGCUUUGAUGUUUGGAGCGACAUCGGCAGUCUUCUCCUUUAACCGCUGUUCGGCAUCCCUGUGGCAUCUGGCAGUGACGAUGGGUUCAGUUUGCUGCACUGUGUACUUCGAUGACUUUCCUUGUGCGGAACCAUCGGCCUCGUCGGGAUCGGCUCAGGACUUCAUGGUGGGGCUUCUGUCCACUUGCCUGGGUUGGAAUGUUGCUCUGCAACCAAAGAAGAAUCAGCCGUUCUCCCAGACCUUCACUCUGCUUGGGAUCGAGCUUUCGCUUAAAACGGCGGACCAGGGCAUCCUGAAGGUGCGCAACAAGCCGGACCGUGUUGUGGAACUACGUGCUGAGCUUGACCGGCUUUUGUCGCAGGGCUACAUGAAGAGGUCUGAGGCAUCAUCCUUGCAUGGGCGCUUGAACUUCGCUCAAGGCCAGCUUCACGGUUGUCCCAUUAAGCCAGCGCUUAAGUUCUUGUCACAGGUGGCGGCCAACGGCUGGGACGAUGCUAUGGCCGACGAUUUCAAACUUGUGAUUGGCUACAUCGCAGCUUGCUUCGCCACGGACUCUCCGAGGGUGAUACAUGCUCUUGACCCGCGGUAUGCCAUCAAGCUCUUUACCGAUGGUGCAUGGGACAACAGAAUCGCAGGUGCGGGGGCGGUGCUCCAGUAUUCUCUGGACCAUGGACCCAAGGUGGCGGAGGUGGUUGUUCCAGAAUGCCUCAUCGAGCACUGGGGCAGGCAUGGUGGCACUCAGCUCAUCUCGCAGCUGGAGCUCUUCCCAGUGCUGGUGUCUCUGAUCAGCUGGGGCCCCGAAUUGGCGGGCAGGCGCACCCUUGUCUUUAUCGACAAUAACGGUGUGCGCGAUUCCUUGAUCAAAGGCUCCUCUCCGCUGCCUGACCACUUCAUUAUGCUUUCGAUGAUUGCCUGGGUGGCUCGGCGGUUCCACUUCACGCUGUGGUUCACUCGUGUGGCUUCGGAAUCGAAUCCCGCAGACAAGCCGUCAAGAUCGCAAGCGCGGGAGGCUGCUGAGGAGCUCGGUGGAUCCCUUGAGCUUCCCUUGACCUUGGACGGCGCCUUCGUGAACGGGCUGCUUAGCAAGCGGUCCUUCAUGGAUAUGUGCCAAGGUGCGAUGCCGUUUGGUGAUGGGGAAAAUGUGGGAGAGAGACUUUGGCAGUGA